UUUGUUGGAAGUUGCAAAGUCCUGCAGCCUCCAGAGGGCUGUCGGCGCAGUAGCAGCGAGCAGCAGCGUCCGCGCGCUCCGGCGAGGGGCAGACGAGCUCGAGGGAGCGCGGACCGAGCCGGGACCCAGCGCCGUCCGCAGGCCGCCAGGACAGCCCCCGCCAUGGCACACCAGCUCCUGUGCUGCGAGGUGGAGACCAUCCGCCGGGCGUACCCCGAUGCCAACCUGCUCAACGACCGGGUGCUGCGGGCCAUGCUUAAGGCGGAGGAGACUUGCGCGCCGUCCGUGUCCUACUUCAAGUGUGUGCAGAAGGAGAUCCUGCCGUCCAUGCGGAAGAUCGUGGCCACCUGGAUGCUAGAGGUCUGCGAGGAGCAGAAGUGCGAGGAGGAGGUCUUCCCGCUGGCCAUGAACUACCUGGACCGCUUCCUGUCGCUGGAGCCCGUGAAAAAGAGCCGCCUGCAGCUGCUGGGGGCCACCUGCAUGUUCGUGGCCUCGAAGAUGAAGGAGACCAUCCCGCUGACGGCCGAGAAGCUGUGCAUCUACACUGACAACUCCAUCCGGCCCGACGAACUGCUGCAAAUGGAGCUGCUCCUGGUGAACAAACUGAAGUGGAACCUGGCAGCCAUGACCCCACACGACUUCAUCGAGCACUUCCUCUCCAAGAUGCCAGUGGCAGAGGAGAACAAACAGAUCAUCCGCAAGCACGCGCAGACCUUCGUAGCGCUCUGUGCCACAGAUGUGAAGUUCAUUUCCAACCCACCCUCCAUGGUGGCAGCUGGCAGUGUGGUGGCCGCCGUGCAAGGUCUACACCUGGGAAGUUCCAACAGCUUCCUGUCCUACCACCGCCUCACUCGGUUCCUCUCCAAAGUGAUUAAGUGUGAUGCGGACUGUCUCCGGGCGUGCCAGGAGCAGAUCGAAGCCCUGCUGGAGUCCAGCCUGCGCCAGGCCCAGCAGCAGAGCCUGGACCCCAAGGCGGCGGAGGAGGAGGAGGAGGAGGAGGAGGCCGACCUGGCCUGCACGCCCACCGAUGUGCGAGACGUGAACAUUUGAGGGUGCGCGCGACGCGGGAGGGGCCGGCCCCGGGUGCUCCCCGGACAGGACCGCUCCUCGCCAGGACCGGUCACGACCAGAAGGGAAAGUUUCCUUCUCCUUUACUGUUGGUUUUUUUUUUUCCUUUGCUCUUUCUCCCUUCCGUCUCUGACUUAAGCAAAAGAAAAAAAAAAGUACCCGAAAAAAAAGAUCUUU
This is a messenger RNA of Canis lupus familiaris (dog), 1245 nucleotides long. It is a transcript of the gene CCND1, whose product is annotated as cyclin D1. Gene Ontology annotation, molecular function: cyclin-dependent protein serine/threonine kinase regulator activity. Gene Ontology annotation, biological process: mitotic cell cycle phase transition; regulation of cyclin-dependent protein serine/threonine kinase activity; positive regulation of G1/S transition of mitotic cell cycle. The record is from RefSeq and is marked provisional. Gene Ontology annotation, cellular component: nucleus; cytoplasm; cyclin-dependent protein kinase holoenzyme complex. Lineage: Eukaryota; Metazoa; Chordata; Mammalia; Carnivora; Canidae.